This is a messenger RNA of Phytomonas sp. EM1, 2241 nucleotides long. NCBI's taxonomy places the organism in Eukaryota, Euglenozoa, Kinetoplastea, Trypanosomatida, Trypanosomatidae. The record is from the annotation of a GenBank genome assembly.
AUGACUGCAAAGAAAAACCUGCCGUUGGAAAAAAAAAGCAAUGAUUCGAAGAAGCACGUUUCUAACUCUGUUGCAUGUGUUAAAAAGCCCCAAGGCAAUCUAAAGCCACCACCCCCACAUGGUAAUGGGGGUGGUGGGAAAAGGCCUGCGGUGCCGCCAUCUGCUGUAGAUUCAAAGCAAAGCAUCCUAAAAGAAACGAAAUCAAUAACCCCAAAGCCUUCCCUCAAGCCGGAUAAGGGUAAGCUCUUGGCCUCUGAAUCCAAAUCCAAAAAAGACUAUGGAGGAGCGGAUAAAUCAAAAAAGAAGGUGAUAGCGAAAGAGACGGCGCCACCAUCUCGUCCUCAUCAACCCCCUCCAAAGGGUCCUGUUACAAAGCAACCAACGCCAACAAACCGUGCACCACCCUCUUCACUAAAGGCAAGUAAACGGAGUCGAGAGGAUUCAACGGACGAAAGAAGUGGGAAGUUGAGCUGUCUUGAAAUAAAGGGUAAGAAGGCAGCAAGACCACCUUCGCCACAUGCAAAAAGUGGCUUAAAGAAAACACCCGCCAUCAGCGCGUCUGAACCAUGCAACAAGUCGUCAGGACACUCUUCGGCAGCUCAACACCGUCCCGCUAGUGCACAUUCGCCGUGCAAGGCUAAAUCUCAGACUACUGUUAAGAGUCAAAAUACUCUCUCCGAUAUAAAUCGUGGGACGGUAAGUAAUAGCUUCUCCACCAACGAAGUAGCUAAAGAAAUCAAAAAGCAAUCACCGUCUCUAAAUGUGAAAGUAACCCACUAUACAGUAGCCUCAUGGCGUAUUUCUACGAACACGCCCGCUGCUGAAGUGAUUCAGUCAUCUGAAAAUAACUCCGGGGGGCAUUGCAUGCCUUCUUCCUCUCCAAAUGAGUUUUAUUCCGUUGCCUUUUCUUUAAGCAAUGGUACGUACGGUGUAUGGUUUCCCCACGAUGCAAGCUGUCUGCAAAUCCUGACGUCCCCAUAUCCACAAAAUGGAGGAUGUCCAGGAGGGCUCUCUUGUGGUGCUGAAGUUGUAGAUUCUCCGCGGUAUCUUCAGCAAGAGGAAAGCUGCAUCCUGUAUGUAAACCCUGCAGGUCACGCGAUGGUAUUUUGUUUGGAAGCACAUCCCAGAACGACUCUUCACGACUCAUUAUGCACGCAUUCUCCAAAAAAUGAUGGUCCGUUGCCAGAACCGGCAUUGAGCACGCAACCACAACCGCCCAUGACCUCCCAGAUAGACCAGGGGGAGACCACGGCACCCCGUGCACUACAUUUGGCAUCGCCCCCAGAGGUUUCCGAACACGGCAUCCGCUGGCUUCUGAUUCCUACCUCGCUGCAACACAAAUUUAAGCUCCUACCAUGGGCUCACCGCUGGCGCUGCAGCCUCUCUGAAGCGGCGUGGGAUGUCGCACAUCCUCUUUCCUGUCGAAAACAGAACAAUCCGGCGGCGUCGAUGAUGUCCGACCCCGUGAAAACAGAAGACGCGGCAGCGAGCGCAGAGGGAGUAUCAAAAAUGCAGCACAUCACAACAGAGCUUCAUGAGGACCGGUGGUGGGAUCUGGCAAAGCUGCCGCGAGGGAGUCCCCCUCCUCGUAACUAUCAAGUUUUCUCGUUCGGUAUGCGUGUUGUGCUCGAUCAUGGCAACGGUAAGGGAAUGAUUCUCACCUCCGGUUUCGGCAUGCCGCCGUCGGGGUCGACGCGCGCCGUAAAACCCAACCCAAACGUCAAGGCAGCUGCUACCACGUCAGCCCCACCCCCUGCCCCUGGGAAGGAUAAAACCAGCAAGAAGAAAUCGCCCCAUAACGAGCCGUCACAUCCACGGGCCGCCGCGACCCCCCAAUCGAAACCCUUGUGGGAGACGCGGUGGUUCAUCCCGUACGUGUGUGCGGCGCGGCUGCCGUCUCUGCCCUGCUGUGAAAGGGGCAACCCUAACAACGACAUCCCUCAGCCUCCACCCCCCUUCUUGGAAGCUAACAAGGCCACAAGUCGAACCACGCCCCCUUCAAAAUGUCCCCAGCGGGACUCCACAUGCCCACCCGGCGAUGUCACAGGGAAAGGAAAAGAGAAGGUUAAAGGUGAUGCCAAAGGGAAAGGGGAAGAGGAAAGACUUGAGACGGACAGGGCGAAGGGGCCUUCCACCUUGUGGUCACAGGAGGCGCCCUGUGCCCGAUUCACGCUGGCCAACAUCUUAGAGCGGUACCCAGGCGAUCUGUUCUACUGCCACCCACGUGAGGAAAAUGAGUGA